GGGACGGACCAAUCCGCGACUCUCCGCCGGGGCCUCCAGCCCUCAGGAAAGUUAGUUGGUUCUGGAAAACUUCCCCUGCAAGAUGGCUCAGCGUUGAUUUGUGGGGCCCACGCUGAUGGUUGCCUGACCCCGUGCCUCGGAGAUACCGGCCCAACCCCCGAGCAUCGCACCUCCGCGGCCCUCGAACUGCCCUCUCCCGCCCAUGGCUGUGGCCGAGCUGUACACGCAGUACAACAGGGUUUGGAUUCCGGAUCCUGAAGAAGUGUGGAAGUCUGCUGAAAUAGCAAAGGACUAUAAAAUUGGCGACAAAGUCCUACAACUCCUGCUGGAGGAUGGCACGGAGCUGGAUUAUUCUGUUGAUCCAGAAUCUUUGCCUCCACUUCGUAAUCCUGACAUCCUGGUGGGUGAGAAUGACCUCACAGCCCUCAGCUAUCUCCACGAGCCUGCAGUGCUUCACAAUCUCAGAAUCCGAUUUGCAGAAUCCAAACUCAUUUACACCUACAGUGGAAUCAUCUUGGUGGCCAUGAAUCCUUACAAGCAGUUGCCGAUAUAUGGAGAUGCCAUCAUCCAUGCCUACAGUGGGCAGAAUAUGGGUGAUAUGGACCCACACAUAUUUGCUGUGGCAGAAGAGGCCUACAAGCAGAUGGCCAGAAACAAUAAAAAUCAGUCAAUAAUUGUAAGCGGGGAGUCAGGAGCUGGAAAGACAGUAUCUGCUCGCUAUGCCAUGAGAUACUUUGCCACCGUCAGCAAGUCCAGCAGUAAUGCUCAUGUGGAAGACAAGGUUCUGGCAUCAAACCCCAUAACUGAGGCUGUUGGAAAUGCCAAGACCACUCGCAAUGACAAUAGCAGUCGGUUUGGGAAAUACACAGAAAUCAGUUUUGAUGAGAGAAAUCAAAUUAUAGGAGCCAAUAUGAGAACAUACUUGCUGGAGAAAUCCAGAGUUGUCUUUCAAUCGGAAAAUGAACGAAAUUACCACAUUUUCUAUCAGCUUUGUGCAUCAGCACAACAGUCGGAAUUUAAACAUCUUAAAUUGGCAAGUGCAGAAGAAUUUAAUUAUACACGAAUGGGAGGCAGUACCGUCAUUGAGGGUGUGAAUGACAGAGCUGACAUGAUAGAGACUCAGAAGACCUUCUCACUACUGGGUUUCAAAGAAGAUUUUCAGAUGGAUGUUUUUAAAAUCCUUGCAGCCAUCCUACAUCUGGGCAACGUGGAGAUCAUAGCAGUGGGCAACGAGAGAUCGGCGGUCAGUGAGGACGACAGUCACUUGAAGGUGUUCUGUGAGCUCCUGGGCCUGGAGAGCGGCAAAGUGGCUCAGUGGCUAUGCAAUCGCAAGAUCAUCACGACCUCUGAGACGGUGGUGAAGCCCAUGACCAGGCCCCAGGCCACCAAUGCCAGGGAUGCACUGGCCAAAAAGAUCUAUGCGCACCUGUUUGACUUCAUAGUGGAGAGAAUUAAUCAAGCCUUGCAGUUUUCAGGCAAGCAGCACACUUUUAUUGGUGUUUUGGACAUUUAUGGUUUUGAAACCUUUGAUGUGAACAGCUUUGAACAGUUUUGCAUCAAUUAUGCUAACGAAAAGCUGCAACAGCAGUUUAAUCUGCAUGUCUUUAAACUUGAACAAGAAGAAUAUAUGAAGGAAGAUAUUCCUUGGACUCUGAUAGAUUUUUAUGACAACCAACCAGUUAUCGACCUGAUUGAAGCAAAAAUGGGCAUUUUGGAGUUACUGGAUGAAGAAUGCUUGUUACCACAUGGGACUGAUGAAAACUGGCUUCAAAAGCUGUAUAAUAAUUUUAUCAACAAGAACUCUUUGUUUGAAAAACCGAGAAUGUCAAACACAUCUUUCAUCAUCCAACACUUUGCUGAUAAGGUAGAGUAUAAAUGUGAAGGUUUCCUUGAGAAAAACAGAGACACUGUCUAUGACAUGUUGGUUGAAAUCCUGAGAGCAAGCAAGUUUCAUCUCUGUGCCAACUUUUUUCAAGAAAAUCCGGUUCUUUCUUCCCCUUUUGGUUCAGCAAUCACAGUUAAAUCUGCAAAGCCAGUCAUCAAGCCAAACAAUAAGCAUUUCCGGAGCACAGUGGGGAGCAAGUUUCGCAGCUCUCUGUACUUGCUCAUGGAGACCCUCAAUGCCACCACGCCCCACUAUGUUCGGUGCAUCAAGCCAAAUGAUGAGAAAUUGCCCUUUGAAUUUGACUCCAAAAGAAUUGUUCAGCAGCUGCGAGCCUGCGGUGUUUUGGAAACGAUUCGCAUUAGUGCCCAGAGCUAUCCUUCUAGGUGGACAUACAUCGAGUUUUACAGUCGCUACGGGAUCCUCAUGACCAAGCAGGAGCUCUCAUUCAGUGAUAAAAAGGAGGUGUGCAAAGUGGUUUUACACAGGCUCAUCCAGGAUUCUAAUCAGUACCAGUUUGGUAAAACCAAAAUUUUCUUCAGAGCAGGGCAAGUGGCUUAUUUAGAGAAACUCCGGUUGGAUAAAUUAAGGCAGGGUUGUGUUGUGAUACAAAAGCACAUCCGAGGCUGGCUCCAGAGAAAAAAAUUCCUCCGAGAGAGACGAGCAGCUCUGAUCAUUCAGCAGUACUUCCGGGGUCAGCAAACUGUGAGGAAAGCUGUGACGGCCACAGCCUUAAAAGAAGCGUGGGCAGCCAUAAUCAUCCAAAAGCACUGUCGUGGGUACCUUGUUCGCAAUCUGUACCAGCUGAUUCGUGUGGCCACCAUCACCAUCCAGGCCUACACCCGAGGAUUCCUAGCAAGGAGGAGGUAUCGAAAGAUACUGGAGGAACACAAGGCUGUGAUCCUUCAGAAAUAUGCCCGGGCGUGGCUGGCCAGACGCAGAUUCCAGAAUAUACGACGAUUUGUGCUCAACAUUCAGCUUACUUAUAGAGUCCAGCGUUUGCAGAAAAAACUAGAAGAUCAGAACAAAGAGAACCAUGGGCUGGUGGAGAAGCUGACCAGCCUGGCUGCUCUUCGGGCCAGUGACAUGGAGAAGAUUCAGAAACUGGAAUCAGAACUAGACAGAGCAGCCACCCACAGGCAGAAUUAUGAGGAGAAGGGGAAGAGAUACAAAGCUUCCAUGGAAGAGAAAUUGGCAAAGCUUCAGAAGCAUAAUUCAGAAUUGGAAAUGCAAAAGGAGCAAAUACAGCUGAAGCUCCAGGAGAAGACUGAAGAGUUGAAAGAAAAAAUGGAUGACCUCACCAAGCAGCUCUUUGAAGAUGUGCAGAAAGAAGAACGACAAAGAAUACUUCUUGAAAAAAGUUUUGAACUGAAAACACGAGACUAUGAGGAGCAGAUCCAGACCUUGAAAGAAGAAAUUAAAGUUCUCAAGGAUGAAAAACUGCACCUGCAGCAUCAGCUGGAGGAAGAACAGGCCAUGUCUGAGGGCCUCAAGGGAGAGGUGGCCCGGUUGAGCAAGCAGGCAAAGACAAUCUCUGAGUUUGAAAAGGAGAUAGAGCUACUUCAGACACAGAAGAUAGACGUGGAAAAACAUGUGCAGUCCCAGAAACGAGAAAUGAGAGAAAAGAUGUCAGAAAUCACCAAACAGCUUCUUGAGAGCUAUGAUGUUGAAGAUGUAAGAAGCAGGCUCUCUGUGGAAGAUUUGGAACAUUUAAAUGAGGAUGGAGAACUUUGGUUUGCUUAUGAAGGACUAAAGAAAGCAACACGUGUUUUGGAGAGCCAUUUCCAGUCCCAGAAGGACUGCUAUGAAAAGGAGAUUGAAGCUCUGAACUUCAAAGUGGUGCAUCUAAGUCAAGAAAUCAACCACCUGCAGAAAUUAUUUAGAGAGGAGAAUGACAUCAAUGAAAGUAUCCGUCAUGAAGUUACCAGGCUAACGUCAGAAAACAUGAUGAUACCAGACUUUAAACAGCAAAUUUCAGAACUGGAGAAACAGAAGCAAGAUCUUGAAAUUCGCCUGAAUGAACAAACUGAAAACAUGAAAGGAAAACUAGAAGAAUUGUCUAAUCAAUUGAAUCGCAAUCGAGAAGAGGAAGGAACACAAAGAAAGACCAUAGAAGCCCAAAAUGAAAUACAUACCAAAGAGAGAGAGAAGCUGAUGGAUAAGAUUCAAGAAAUGCAGGAGGCCAGCGAGCACUUGAAGAAACAAUUUGAGACUGAAAGUGAAGUGAAGAGUAGUUUCCGGCAGGAAGCAUCUCGUCUCACUAUGGAAAACAGGGAUCUUGAAGAAGAGUUGGACAUGAAGGACAGAGUGAUUAAAAAGUUACAAGAUCAAGUGAAGACUCUAACCAAGACGAUUGAAAAAACCAAUGAUGUGCGCUUGUCAUCAGGACCCAAGGAAUACCUAGGAAUGCUGGAAUACAAAAGAGAAGAUGAAGCCAAGCUCAUCCAAAACCUCAUUCUUGACCUGAAGCCCCGCGGUGUGGUGGUGAACAUGAUCCCCGGGCUGCCGGCUCACAUCCUGUUCAUGUGUGUUCGCUAUGCAGACUCUCUAAAUGAUGCCAACAUGCUCAAAUCUCUCAUGAACAGUGCAAUUAAUGGCAUCAAGCAGGUGGUUAAGGAACAUUUAGAAGACUUUGAGCUGCUGUCCUUUUGGCUUUCCAAUACCUGUCAUUUCCUCAAUUGCCUGAAGCAGUACAGUGGAGAAGAGGAAUUCAUGAAGCAUAAUAGUCCACAUCAGAAUAAAAACUGCUUGAACAAUUUUGACCUUUCAGAAUACAGACAGAUUCUUAGUGAUGUGGCUAUACGAAUAUAUCAUCAGUUCAUUAUUGUAAUGGAAAAUAACAUUCAACCAAUAAUAGUGCCGGGCAUGCUGGAGUAUGAGAGUCUGCAGGGCAUUUCUGGUCUGAAGCCCACGGGCUUCCGGAAGCGGUCGUCCAGCAUAGAUGACACGGAUGCCUACACAAUGACCUCCAUCCUGCAGCAGCUGAGCUACUUCUACAGCACCAUGUGCCAGAAUGGCCUUGACCCCGAAAUCGUGAGGCAGGCAGUGAAGCAGCUCUUCUUCUUGAUCGGGGCGGUUACCCUGAACAGCCUCUUCCUGCGCAAGGACAUGUGCUCCUGCAGGAAAGGGAUGCAGAUAAGGUGCAACAUCAGCUACUUAGAAGAAUGGCUUAAAGAUAAGAACUUGCAGAACAGCUUGGCCAAGGAAACUUUGGAACCUCUCUCUCAGGCAGCCUGGUUGCUUCAGGUCAAGAAGACCACAGACAGUGAUGCCAAGGAGAUCUAUGAGCGCUGCACCUCCCUGUCUGCUGUGCAGAUCAUAAAGAUCCUUAAUUCAUACACACCUAUAGAUGACUUUGAGAAAAGAGUGACUCCAUCCUUCGUGCGCAAAGUACAGGCUCUCCUAAAUAGCAGAGAGGAUUCAUCACACCUGAUGUUGGAUACCAAAUAUCUCUUUCAAGUCACAUUUCCUUUUACCCCCUCUCCACAUGCUCUGGAAAUGAUCCAGAUCCCCAGCAGUUUCAAGCUAGGCUUUCUCAAUAGAUUAUAGCAGGAGACAAGAGAAUAAAUAGUUUUCCCUCAAAAGCUAACUGAAGGUCAAAUACGAGGGAUGUGGCUUAUUUUAAUUGGAACUGGAAAUGCCUGGGAAUGUGACUGAAGGAAGAAAAUUAGAGUUCUUCCAAAUAGGCUGCAUCUUCUCUUGCUCGUGGUGAUGGUGCUGCUGCUGUCCUCUUAUAACCAUGAACACACACCAACUGAGGUUGGAAAGGACAUGUCUAGCUUUGAAAUCUCAGCCACCUUUUCCUAAAAUUCCUGCAAGGCUCAUGUUUUCUGCCAGAUGCCUCUUGACUAGAUCUGUCUUGUGACAGGAGUCCACCCAGAGGGAAUGAGACCUGGGGACACAGUUUUUCCCAAGUUUUCUAAGGUUCAUAUGAAGCCCAGAUACACUUAUGAAGCCACAAAUGGGUUCCAGGGCUGAAUCUUCCAGAUAAUCCCAUUUGACCAUGGGAUCCUCUCACCUCAUGCCUGUUUGAGGGCCAUGAGGGGUUUCACUAAGUCAUUUUACUCAAAAUGUUCUUGCAUUAAAAAUAUUUAUUUCAGACCCCUCUAAUUUUUAGGAGAAUGUUCAAUCUAAAAUGAAUCAUAUGAAGUAUUUUUAUGUAUACAUCUAUUUAAAACUAAUAUAUCAUUCAAGCUUAAUUGCCACACCAUUUAUCCUCUCAUCCUCCAAUACAACAUUUCUUUAAAUUUUAUCUGUCAAUAUAUUUGCCAUAAUUUUUCAUGUUUAACAUCUUUCAUACAAUAACUUAAAAACCUAAGUUUAAAAGGCAACCUAAAUGAUUUUCUCUACCUUAUCAGCAUUUAAAUAUGUUUAAAAUUUUUCUCAUAAAAAUAAAUGAAUUAUGUCAGUUGCUCCCUUUGAGAAACCUGUUUCUCAAGUUUUGUGGGGAUUGAUUAUUCCUUGUUCCCAUAAGCGUUCUCCUUUCUUCCUUUCAGAGCAUAAAACAUCAUUUGAUAAGCACUUCUGACCCCAUGGCCUGUGGACCCAGCGCUGUUCUGCUUCAUCCCAAAGUCAUAGGCCAUAGUUGUGAUUCUGUUACAUGGACAUAUAUCUCAGGGGUGGAAAUAAUACAUGAUUAUGAAGAAGCAACAUUGUCCUACUAAUAUGUAAUAAUGUCUUUUCUAUUAUAAAUGUUUAAUUUAGUUCAUUUAGAUACAUUGUAUAUGAAGAAAAGAGAAAUAGAACUUUGUAACAUUCUUUUUUUGACAAAGCAAAAGACUUCAUUGGGAAGGGGUGCCUGGGCAGAGAGCAGCAGGGUCAGGGAACACUGGAGAACUGCUCUCUUUAGAGGGGGGUGGGGGUGAAGGAGAAAAGAAUAGCUUUAUUGCUUUGCCAGUCAAAGGGUACCACAGCAGGCUCGUGCCUUCAAAAACUGUGUGUCCCUGUAACAUUUAACCAAUAAAAUAAAUUAUCAAAUGAA
Sus scrofa (pig) is the source of this 6863-nucleotide messenger RNA. It is a transcript of the gene MYO5C, whose product is annotated as myosin VC. Gene Ontology annotation, biological process: actin filament organization. Gene Ontology annotation, molecular function: microfilament motor activity; ATP binding; actin filament binding. The record is from RefSeq and is a predicted model, not a curated record. NCBI's taxonomy places the organism in Eukaryota, Metazoa, Chordata, Mammalia, Artiodactyla, Suidae. Gene Ontology annotation, cellular component: cytoplasm; myosin complex; actin cytoskeleton.